AGCAAAAGCAAAUCAGGCAGCGGUGUGUGGUUGCAGGUGUUUUUACUGAGCACGAAGAGUUUUAUCACACAAAGCGCUGUUUGUGUACCUGAACAUUCGUGGAUUAAGGCUUGUUUGUGGACAGUUUGUUGUUUUAAAGAAGAUAAACAUGAAUUUGGGGAUCCGCAUUUCUCUGUUUCUGCUGGUUUGUGGUUUGAGCUCGACCUUGGCGCAGUCUAACAUAACUUGUGAGAGCAAAAGCAAGACAAGCUGCGAGGAAUGUUUGGCUAAUGUUUCGUGUCUGUGGUGUAUAAAGACCGAGUCAUGUUUGACAUACCCUUACAGUACUAUCCUGCCUCCCAACUCUCUGUGCCCGCUGAAAGAUGCCCGCUGGGGACAGUGCAUGAUAAACUUCCAGACUCUGAUCAUUACGCUGUCUGUGUUUGGCGCAGUCAUCAUCAUCGCCUUCUUUAUCUGCCUCUUCUGUUGCUGCAAGUGUGAGAACUGUGGAAACUCCAUCCAAGAGCGCAAGAUGCAGCGGAAGGCAGAAAAGAAGACAUCUGCACAAGAGCAGCGGAGAGCUGAGAUGAUGGCUAGACAUGAUGAAAUUAGGCAGAAAUAUGGUCUCAGCAGAGGCAGCGCUUAUGCCAAGUUUGACAAUUCUGCUUAAAAAAAAAAACCCAGUGUUCCACAUCUUGCCCUUGAGCCCUCAAAGCAAUCACUGAACCUUUCCUGGCUUCUCCUUCAACCCAUUGCUGCACUUUAAUGAUGAUUUCCUUUAACUGAUUUCUGAUUGCUCAAUAGCACAGCUUGCUGGACGAUGCUAACUUCUGAACUUCUUCUCAAUGUUCACUCCAUACAAGCUUACUGGAAACCUUAGAAUUUAUUUAUGCCGGUCACAAUGAAAGUCAUGUUUUUAAUAUAAAAAAUGAAGACUGUAGUACUGUUGUCAUUUAACUGUUACUUGCAAACAAAUAGAACAAAAGGAAUUAAAUUCUUUUUAUACAAAUA
Molecule: messenger RNA, 990 nt
Organism: Pangasianodon hypophthalmus (striped catfish)
Lineage: Eukaryota; Metazoa; Chordata; Actinopteri; Siluriformes; Pangasiidae
Gene: pttg1ipa
Product: PTTG1 interacting protein a
Exons: 7
Coding region: 149-649 (166 amino acids)
Biological process (GO): protein import into nucleus
Cellular component (GO): nucleus; cytoplasm
Source: RefSeq, a predicted model, not a curated record